GGAACUCUGCAAGAUGAGUAGUAGCAGGAGGAGGAGAAGGAAAAAAGGGGAAGGUCAACCUAUAGAGAAAAUGAGGAAACCAAUCUGAAAGGACAUGGAAUCCGAAAUCCAAAACCCAUUAAGGUUUUCAAAUGCGUUUUUUGGGAUCGUCUCCCACGGAGGAUCAGACUCUGGGUUGAUUUGAUAUGCUAAACUUGCCUCACAAUUAAAACCAACCAUGUCCGAUUCUUUACUUACCUUCUGAGUUUUCCCUUUCUUCCCCAGUUGCAAUGAACAACUCCUCCACUCUGGCUUGCCAACCCCUAGAUUGUUAAAAUCUCUUCUAGUUCUUCCUUCAAAUUGAGUUCCUCUUUCUCCCAUCCAUGUCUUCCGAUCACCCUGAGUUCAAUCCACACUUGUUCCCAAGGGAACGGGUGCAGCAACCGCCAUCCCCGUCUGCGCAAACACGAAACCAACAAGGAGGAGGAUCAGAUCUUAAGGUGCCCCAGCCUCGCAAAACCAAGGCCUACACCUGGUUCUUUGCAGUCUGUUUCGCCAUAUUGGGGUUCGUAAUCAUAGUUGCAGGCUUGGUCGUUCUGGUGAUCUACCUCACAUUCAAGCCUCGAAUCCCUCGUUUCGAUGUCUCAAGCGUCACCCUCAAGGCAGCUUACAUCGAUACAGGCUCUCUGCUUAACGCCGAUGUCACCCUCCUUGCCAAUUUCACCAAUCCAAACAAGAAGGAACACAGUCGAGGUUCCAUGCCGUUGAGAUGAUCUCUAGCCAAGUUGCUCUCCCCAUGGAUGUCACCCAGAAGCUGAGGAAACAGAUUGGACUGAAUGGAGUCAUCUUCCACCUCAAGGGCUCAUUU
Macadamia integrifolia is the source of this 847-nucleotide messenger RNA. RefSeq lists its product as uncharacterized. The record is from RefSeq and is a predicted model, not a curated record. Lineage: Eukaryota; Viridiplantae; Streptophyta; Magnoliopsida; Proteales; Proteaceae. Bases 363 to 752 code for a protein of 129 amino acids. The transcript has 2 exons. Gene Ontology annotation, cellular component: plasma membrane.